AUGUCGAUGCAGUCACACCCCAUCAACCCAGAGGCACCGUCUCUCUUGACAACAAUACCAGGCGAAGUCCGCAAUGCUAUCUUCGAGGCUCUAUUCGAGUCAGGCGACCCCAUUCAGAUCUCCCGCGAUCGGUACGCGUACGGCUCCUCAUGUUACCAGUCGCGAGAUGUGCGUGGGAUCACGCUACUUCGAACAUGCCGUCAGAUCCACAAGGAAGCAACAGGUAUUCUCUACAGUCGCAACAUCUUCUGUGUGAGUCCGGCGGGCGACCCCUACACUGCUGAACCAAUUCCAUGGGCAAUGGCCUGGCUCAACGAGAUUGGUAGACAGUCUUCCUCUGUUCGACAUCUUCAAAUCUACAUCGACAACGUAUUUCACGGUGCGGAUGAUGUCAUCAAUAUAUCACCUAUACUACAUCAAGCAUGGAAGCCUGAUCGUGCGGCUUUAAAGGUUGAGCUUCUCCCUAGAUGGUCUCCGGAAUGGGACCGCCCCCCAGGCGACGACCUCAACAGAACAGCCGAGCUGAGCGCGGUCUCAUACGAGGGCAUUAUCUUUGACCUCACAAACCGGACAACAAACGUGGAUGUGGCCUACAUCGCAUCGGUCACUACUUACUUGACUGGCACACACGAGAUCGGUUUCCGGGAAAGAGCAUUCAGUGUCACAUUGACAAGUAUUAGUACCCUGGCAGCUUUUACCGCGGAACUAAAGAUACUCCGCGGACUGCCUCUCGGAAGUCCUACGAAUAUAACCAUUCGCUACUAUCUGGAAAUUGACGCCUCCUUGGACGAUGUACAGUUCGAUGCUCUCGCUCUACUGCAUGCGACGGGCUCUCACUACCUAUUAAAUUUUGUGCGCAUCGAGGUCUACAACGAAUCUGGCACUGCCCCAAUCAAGAGCUACACUAUCUCUCUUGAGGAUAUACGACGGAGCGUUCUUCUCUUCAUGUACCAGAUUUUUAAGAAAGCUCCAGAGCAUAUGCUAGCGCAACUACCAAGGAUCUGGAUGAGUGGCAGGGGCGAGGCGCGGGAAGCCGAGUGGGACUUGAGCAAGUCGAGCGACAUGAGGGCGACACCCAGUACCACAACCGGCGGCGCGACUGCCGCUACCCCCAGUGACGCGGAGUCAAGCGACAUGGCUGUCACCAAGAUCGCGAACACGCAAAAAGACACGGAAGCGGCGACUGCAACGGACAACGUUCCGCCGCCAGUAUCGCACCCAAUCGACCCGAAUGCGCCUUCAUUGUUGAAUCUGCCCGGAGAAGUUCGCAACGCCAUCUACGAGGCACUCUUCAUUCACGAAUAUCCUAUUCAGAUCCAUGCGAAGAACAUCAAUCGACUCGGCUACCACUCCGGCUACCGCUCCGACAGUGUUAUCUUCGGAACUGCGCUCCUCCAGUCAUGUUGUCAAAUCCAGUAUGAGGCCACUGGUGUCUUGUACGCGCGAAACGUGUUCCGUUUAAGGCUCCCCGAAGAUGCGGACGAGCGUAGUGGCAUUAUUUGGGCUAUGGGCUGGCUUCGCAUGAUCGGCAAACAGUCGUCUGCUCUUCGCGUCAUCCAGCUUGAUGUCAACAACUUGCUUGACGCCGACGAAACCUUAGAAGUCCUACCAAUACUGGAGUAUACCUGGAAGCUGGAACACAAAGAAAUGAACGUUCUAUUUGUGGCACCACCCGAGGUGCACAGUAGUAUAUCAUACUUCCAAAGCAAUCGGGAAUGGUCCGCCAGCCACAUGGCUGAGAUUAACAAAAGCUUGAGUACGCUCACCGCUGAUCCCUCCAACCUUCUUAAGAAGUAUUGGAUUUCUAAAAUGCUGUUGAGGGUCGGACUCGAUACAGAUGAAUCGAAAGUAUACGUUUCAUACCGCCAUAAUGACUCUGGUGGUGGUAACUGGAUGACGAAAGGCCGCAUGUCAAUCAGCGAUGAAGGUAAGCUGCGUGUGAUCCCGCCGAACAGGAACACAGGGUUUUGCGACCUCAUGAGUAUAUACUCCGUUAGGAAGAGGCUUUUCGAUAUGUUCCAGCCCCCAGGAGUUGAACUGACCUUCGACUUGGCGCACCAGACUACGAACAGCAACCUUAGAAGCCUAGCUGGGCUGAAUCGUUGGUUACGUCACGAAGCCAUCUCAGAAAUUUGCGAUGUCAAUUCAACCUUCAACUCAGCAACUUCGACGCCGAAAUACAACUUUGCGACCGAGCUGGAGAGAUUCACAGCCAUCCGACUACGGGGUCGCCCGCGCUACUUUCAUCUGUAUUUCGACCUACCGAAGCACUCUACUCUUGGAGAUGUUCGGUUCGAUGCACUGCUACUUUUAUCUGCGAUGGAUUCGGUCAACCGCAAAGUCCAUCUAGAGAUCGAGGUACGCCAUCCGCUCGAUUCUGAGACACCAAACCACUGCUUCACGUUGUCCCUAGACCAACUAAGAGCUGGCGUUCUUCUCUUCAUAUACGAUUUUCUGAAGACCUAUCCCAACCGUGCCGAUCUUCCGUGCCCUACUAUCUGGACAAAUGGAUAUGGUCAAGCGAAAGAAGCGUCAUGGCAAAAUGAGCUCGGGUUGGACACUCUGGUUAAUUCAUACCUGGACAACAGUUAUAAGGUGACUGGGUGGAUUGAUUACAAACUCAUGAAUGACUGGAAUUGGCUGGUCAACAGUCAUCUCGGUCCUUGCGUUAAGGGCUCGUUGUUGGAGUUCCUUAGGAAGUCACAUAGGUGGGGAUAUAGGUAUGAUCUGACGAUAUUAUCGGGAUAA
Molecule: messenger RNA, 2748 nt
Organism: Alternaria infectoria
Lineage: Eukaryota; Fungi; Ascomycota; Dothideomycetes; Pleosporales; Pleosporaceae
Exons: 3
Coding region: 1-2748 (915 amino acids)
Source: RefSeq, a predicted model, not a curated record